GGCGAUCGCCUGUAUUACCGUAUGAGCAUACGGCGCGGUGGGCGCGCGGCCUUCCCAACGAACACUCUCUUUCUUCUUGUGUUUGCGAGACCGUGGCAUCCAUGUUGUAUAGGGUUUGGAUGUGUCAUUCUCGCGUGGACGCGCGAGGCUCUAGGGCUUUAGGAAAGGAGCAACGCAAUAGCAGCGCAGUGCACGGGCGUUGAGGCGCUGGUGUGGAUUAUCGGCGCCUCCCAGCAUUGCGCGCCUUUGUCUCCUCGGGAAAAGCUCCAUCGGGCAUAGAUUCUUGUGACAGAUCACGAUCUCCAGCGCUUGUUCCUCCAGUGAUGCAGCUAUAGGUGGUCUCCAAGCAUGGGAUCUGGGGACGCAGCCACGCCGACUAAGACUCCAAAGACAUCCACAGCGCAGGAUCAGCCAUCUCCUCCCGCAACUUACCCCGAGUGGGCAGCGGCUUUUCAGGCUUAUUACAAUAGUGGAACGCCCCCUCCUGGCUAUCAGCCGCAUCCAUAUAUGUGGGGAGCUCAGCCGAUGAUGCCUCCUUACGGGACCCCACCUCCAUAUGGAACCAUGUAUCCGCCCUACGGCAUGCCGCCGGGGCCACAUCCUUAUGGCCAGUAUGGAAUGCCAGCACCGGGAAACGCCACUGAAGUAUGCCUCUUUCGCAUAUCUGUUCUUUGGAAUCUGAUUGUGUGCUUUCAGGGAGCUACAACAGAUACUGAUGGCAAAUCUUCCGACGGCAAGGAGCGAAGUCCCAUGAAAAAGUCGAAGAAUAGUAGCUUAGGUAAUCUCGGAACGCUGAAUAAAGGAGGAGCAGAAGCUGCUGCUAAGACCGCUGCUCCCAACGGUGUAGUGUCACAAAGUGGCGAAAGUGGAAGUGAAGGAUCCAGUGAUGGCAGUGACGAAGAUGGCGACAAGAGGAACUCGGAACAGAUGAAUGCCGAAGGAUCGGCCCCUAGUGCUGGGCAGCCCGGAUACUCUGGACAAGUCGGGAGUGCUUUCGUGUCCCCGGGUGUUCCUUCAAAUCCUGCCGGGGGGAAGGCCAGCGUAGGCACUAGUCUUAACAUGGGGAUGGAUUACUGGGGCUCAACACCCACCGGGAACCAGUCGUCUGGGAAAGGAAAGCGUGGUUCCCAGUCAAUGGUGCCCUUGCCAAGUGGUCAAAUGUUACCGCACGGAAGGGAAGGGGUUCCUCCCGAGCUGUGGCUGCAGGAUGAACGCGAGCUUAAGCGGCAACGAAGGAAGCAAUCAAACAGAGAAUCAGCGAGGCGCUCACGAUUGCGAAAGCAGGCCGAGUGUGAGGAGCUAGCGCAAAGGGUCGAGAGUCUAACCAUGGAAAACAUGAGCUUGCGGCAGGAGCUGGAGCAAGCCAUGGAGGAGCGGAACAAACUAGCGGCUGAGAAUGCAGCUCUUCUCGAGCAACUCCAAAAGGGUGGAGGAGGCAGCCGCGCUAGUCAAAGUCAGGACGUAGGAAACAGCGACGCAGGAAAUCACAUACAGGGCGAUGAAAACGGCAAUACAGAUGCGAAUACGCCGCAUGAAAGGAAUGGAAGGGUGGAAGGCGAGAACUGCGAGACAAUAGGAAAGGCUGCGAUUGAGGCGGCUAGCCGGGGCGAGGCUGUCGCGGCUGCUGGUUAGAUUUGUUGGGGCGGCGGACCUUCGAAGAUCAGAUUCGGACAUCCAAGUGACCGUCUCGGUUAGUAGGAAUUAAUACACAGGUGAGCAGAGGUGAUUUCUAGUCCAAGAGAAGGUUGUUUGAAACUUAGCGUGAUUGACAAAUGAGUGCCCUCCACCGAUUUGCGAGGGGACAUGUAAGUGUUAACCUCGAAGAGAAAGGUAUUUGGUAUUGCCAAGCAA
Messenger RNA from Selaginella moellendorffii, 1851 nucleotides. RefSeq names its product bZIP transcription factor 16-like. The transcript has 12 exons. NCBI's taxonomy places the organism in Eukaryota, Viridiplantae, Streptophyta, Lycopodiopsida, Selaginellales, Selaginellaceae. Gene Ontology annotation, cellular component: nucleus. The record is from RefSeq and is a predicted model, not a curated record. Gene Ontology annotation, biological process: regulation of DNA-templated transcription. Bases 349 to 1632 code for a protein of 427 amino acids. Gene Ontology annotation, molecular function: sequence-specific DNA binding; DNA-binding transcription factor activity.